Molecule: messenger RNA, 3282 nt
Organism: Daphnia magna
Lineage: Eukaryota; Metazoa; Arthropoda; Branchiopoda; Diplostraca; Daphniidae
Product: presequence protease, mitochondrial
Exons: 1
Coding region: 116-3172 (1018 amino acids)
Biological process (GO): protein processing
Cellular component (GO): mitochondrial matrix
Molecular function (GO): metal ion binding; metalloendopeptidase activity
Source: RefSeq, a predicted model, not a curated record
CGAGUUUAAUUGUAAGCAAACGUGAGACAAUCAGACAAAUAAAAAAUUUACCGUGUCAUUUUCUAAGAGGAAACAGGUUAGAUACUAAACUUUAACCAUCUUAUUAUACCUAAACAUGGGUUAUAGUCAUUUGCUUAACUCGUUAAACCGUCUCAAAGUUCCAGCAAAUCGAGUAUUAAAAUGUUUUAGCUCAAACAAGCGAGCCGUCUCUUCCGUUUUAACCAACACAAAUGAAGCCAAAGUAAAAGUCGGAAUAAAUGAUAUUUCAGUUGGCUCAGAGUAUGAAGGUUUUGAGGUUAAAUCAAUUCAAGAAGUGCAAGAUCUUGCCCUGACUGCUGUCCGACUCACUCAUCAGAAAACAGGAGCAGAUUACCUGCACAUUGCUAGAGAGGACUCUAAUAAUGUUUUCUGCGUGGGAUUUCGAACUACCCCUAAAGAUUCAACAGGAGUCUCCCACAUCCUUGAGCACACAGCUUUGUGUGGAAGCAAAAAGUAUCCAGCAAGGGAUCCUUUCUUUAAAAUGUUGAACAGAUCAUUGUCAACAUUCAUGAAUGCCAUGACUGGGCCUGACUACACCAUUUACCCAUUUUCCAGUCAAAACUCAAAAGAUUUCAAGAACCUUUUGUCUGUCUACUUGGAUGCUGUAUUUUACCCCAAGCUACGAGAAUUGGAUUUUCUUCAGGAAGGUUGGAGACUUGAAAAUGAGAAUCCUCUAUCGCAAGAUACCCCUCUACAAUUUAAAGGAGUUGUCUUUAAUGAAAUGAAAGGAGCUUUCUCUGACCCUUCAUAUGGACUAAAUCAACAUCUUGUAAGAAACCUGCUACCAAGCCACACCUAUGGAAAUUGCUCUGGAGGUGAUCCUCUCAAAAUCUUGGAUUUAACAUGGCAGCAAUUAAAAGAUUUUCAUGCAAAACAUUACCACCCCAGCAACUCUAGGUUUUACACUUAUGGUGACAUGCCUCUGAGAGACCAUUUGCAAUUCAUCAAUCAAAACUACUUAAAAAGCUUUGAGCAAAUCUCACCCAGCGAAGAAGUUCCAAACGAGAAACGUUGGGUCCAACCUCGGCGAAUCAGUGUCGACGCACGAGAAGAUCCGUUCGCACCGAACCCUGAGAAACAAGCCUCAGCUGUUGUUAGUUACGUUCUUGCAGAUAUCAACGAUUUGUACGAGACGUUCGUGUUACAAAUUUUAAGCGAACUUCUCACCGGAGGACCUAACUCGCCCUUUUACCGCAAUUUGCUUGAGCCGAAUAUCGGUACGGGUUACUCGCCCGUCACGGGAUUUGACAGUCACACAAAAGAUACCACUUUUACUAUUGGCUUGCAGGGCGUUCACACCAACGACGUUGAAAAAGUAUUGGCGAUCAUCCGCUCUACAUUUGAAGAGGUUGUCCGAACUGGUUUCCCCGCUGAACGAAUCGACGCUGUUCUUCAUUCAAUCGAGCUGGCCGUGAAGCACCAAACUUCAAACUUUGGUCUUUCGAUGGCUAUGAAUCUGACACCUCUUUGGAACCAUGGAAGUGAUCCUGUUGAAGCGUUGUAUAUCAAUUCAAAAGUGGAAAAAUUCCGUCAAAAUCUGCGUGACAAUCCCGACUAUUUGAAGAACAAAGUCCGCCAGUAUUUCGUCGACAACACGCAUAAGCUAGUAGCAGUUAUGCAACCGGACAAGGACUUUGAAACGAAAUUGGAACAACAAGAAAAAACUAUACUCGAGGCCAAAUGUGGCACCUUGACCGAUGAAGACAAGGCUUCCAUUUUCACCAAAAAUCAAGAGCUUCUUGCCAUGCAGAGCAAAGUGAAUGACACUGAAUGUUUACCAACACUCCAUCUCAGCGAUAUUUCCAGUCAAGCGGAACAAGUGAAGUUGGAUCAUGUGAAAAUACUUGGAGUUCCUCUUCAAGUAGCUGUGCAGCCAACUAACGGCAUAACAUACUUUCAUGGCGUGUUAAACACCGCAGACUUGCCGGACAAGUUGAAAAUUCAUUUGCCUUUGUUCGCUAUGGCUGCCACAAAAAUGGGUGCUGGAGAUAUGGAUUAUCGUCAGCUGGAUCAACAGAUCGAACAUAAAACUGGCGGACUCUGUUUCGGCAUGCACCUAACUGAAGGGCCUGGCUCCGUCCGCUCUUUUGAACAGGGAAUUCAAUUUUCGUCCCACUGCCUAGAUCGAAAUCUUCCCGACAUGUUCCAGUUAUGGCAGUCCGUGUUUAACCGACUUCGCCUAGUAGACGAGAAUCGAUUGGAGACUCUCAUCCGAAAUUUAGUAGGAGACUUGGGUAAUAGUCUUACCCACUCUGGGCAUCACUACGCCAUGACUCACGCUGCAUCCUCCCUCACGCCAACAGCCCACCUCAAAGAGUUGGACGAAGGAGUGACGUACAUCAGGAGGGUAAAAGCCAUAGCUGAAACCAAUCAGUUUGAACCGCUGCUCGAAUGCAUGCGUGACAUUGCCAGUCAUUUACUAGUUAAAAACAAUAUGAGAUGUGCCCUGAACGUGACGUCCGAUUCACGAGAAGAGGCUGUUAAGCAAUUAGAAGGAUUUGUGUCUUCAGUCAAGGGAUCACCUGUCGACCAAGAUGUGUGGACCGUUGAUAAUGAAUUCCAACCCAGUGUCCAGCGCAGCCAUUACGUAUUGCCCGUUCCUGUGAAUUUUACCUCUAAAGUUCUCCCUGGUGCUUCGUACUUGUCGCCGGAUUUCGCUCCGCUCCGGGUACUCGCUGGAAUCAUGUCGUCUAAAUUCUUGCAUCCUGAAAUCCGAGAAAAGGGUGGAGCUUACGGAGGUGGAGCCAGCGCAUCCGCUACUGGACUCUUUUCUUUCUAUUCGUAUCGCGAUCCGAAAUCUUUCGAAACCAUCGACACAUUCGAUCGUGCUGUCGAAUGGGCCAUAAAGGCCGACUACAACGAUGAAGCCAUUAAAGAAGCCAAACUUCGAGUGUUCCAAAAAAUCGAUGCCCCAACUCCACCGUCUGGCAAAGGAAUGCGUCUCUUCCUCAGUCAUAUCAGUGACGAGCAAUUUGCUGCUCAUCGCCAGCAAUUGGUUAAUGUAACCAAAGAUGACCUGGUCCGAGUUUGCCAAGAGUAUCUUCGUCAACCAGCCGUCCAGGGUGUCACCAUAAUCGGCCCACCCAACGACACAACAGCCAGAGAUUCCUCGUGGAACGUGGAAUUCUCUUAGUUUCUUAGUGAAAUUUGUUGAAUUAGAAAACAUAACCUAGUUUUUUUGUUUAAACGUAUAUUGUGUUCUAUUCUUGAGAACUGUUCCAAAAUAAACUCUUGAUGUUCGAG